Messenger RNA from Toxorhynchites rutilus septentrionalis, 5251 nucleotides. RefSeq names its product muscle M-line assembly protein unc-89-like. NCBI's taxonomy places the organism in Eukaryota, Metazoa, Arthropoda, Insecta, Diptera, Culicidae. Bases 181 to 5028 code for a protein of 1615 amino acids. The transcript is spliced from 8 exons. The record is from RefSeq and is a predicted model, not a curated record.
UGAAAUGUAAUUUAGCAUUAAAACGGUGGCAGUGGGAUGUUACACUUCGAAUAAAAUAUUCAUAAUUUAUUACGUGGAACGUUCCGGUCUUCGAGUUCAAAGUCGAAUCAAAAUCUCAAUUUGUGAAGUGGAAUCGAAAAUCAUUUGUCAGUUUAAUAUUUCAUACCAAGAGGGAACAGAAUGACGGGUAGAAAAGAAAGAAAGGGUAGGCGAGGUGCAAAAGGGGCUUCGGCAGAAGCCGAGCCCCCUGUCAUAUCGUUAACCCCUGAGCCACAGAAAAUAGAUUUUCUAAAAAUUCCAAAGCGAGGAGACUCGCCGAGAGAUUUUAGAAGUUUGCAUCGAGAAAAAUCCCCAUUCGAGAUAGGUGAAAAACCAGACGUGCAAGUUGCGUCUCAAAAGGCCAUAAUAGAUAAAGCGCUUAUAAUGGAUAUCUCCGGAGGAGUAACGAAUGUAGAUGAAUAUAUUUCAUUAUUUUUCACGGACUCAUGUAGUUUGGAUCCUGCUAGCUGUGGCGACAUAUCGACCGUAAAAAUUGAAAUAGUCGAAGAUGAAACUGCUCCCCCAGCCCCACCGAUUCCUGCUGUCGAACAUGAAACCUCACCCGGCGCAGCUGAAGCAGAACGGUUGAAACAACUAGCCCAAGAAGAAUCAGGUAAGUCUGCGGAACCAGAAAAGCCCUCAGUGGAAGAGGAACCUCAAGCACAGCCAGUAGAAGAAGAAAAACACGAGGAAGAGGAGGAAGAGGAGGAAGAGGAGGAGGAGGAGGAAGAAGAAGAAGAGAUCGUGCCCCCUCGUGAACCGACGCCACCUCCACCACCACCAAAGGAGCCAACACCCGAGCCAGAGCCAAUAAUAGUCGAGCCCGAACCUGAAUAUGAUUCAGACGUUGAGUUGAUACCACCGAAAGAAGAGUUUGAUCCAUCAGUGUGGAAAAGUGUAGAUGAUUUGGAACAACAAUUACAUGAUAGUGAAGAAGGAUCAAAAAAAGUAAAAUCGAAGGAGACUUCAAGAAGAGAAUCCUUGCAAGCAAUGACAGAAAGAGAACGUGAUUUAGAAUGGCAACGUCAACGUCAGAUGAUGAGGCCCCCAUUGAUAAUUACUCAUCUAAAAUCAAGAGCUGUUCCGAAAAAUUCCACCGUGAGGUUGACAUGUACCAUUUCGGGACCUGGGAUCACUGUAAGGUGGUUUAAGGAUGGGAAUCCGGUUGAAAGAAGUCCGAGACAUACUUUCAAAGUUAGUGAAAGUCUACUCAGUUUGGAAAUUAAAGACGUAGAACUUUCCGAUGCUGGCGAAUAUAGUUGUGCCAUAAAAAAUAAAAACGGCGAAACCUCGACAUCAACGUCUGUGACUGUGUAUGAAUCUGUCGAUACAAAGCCCAUCCCACCGACUUUCAUUUCAAUCAAAGAUGAAACUGAGACGCCGGCGGAUCCCGUAAUCAAUCAUACUGCGCAUCAAGCAAGUGUUGAGUCAGUUGAUUUAUUUGAAAAGAAAAUUGAGGAGGUUGUUCAUGCAGAACCGUCGAUUGAAACGAAACAGGAGGUCGUUGUGGAAAAAGCUGAUGCAUUGCCACCUACGACGACAGAAACCAUUCAGGAGGUCGUUGUUGAAAAAGCUGAUGCAUUGCCACCUACGACGACAGACAUUAUUCCAUCUGAUGAUCCUCAAAGCCAAAAAAGUGAACAACAAAUUGAUGUAUCUGGUGAGGAUACGGUGGAAAAACCAGCUGAAGAAACAACAUUAACGACAGACAAAGAGAAAAAGAAACAUGAACCAGAGAAAUCACCCCCACCGCCACAGUACGGUGAUGACUUGGUCAAAUAUCAUCACAAGAAAAUUUUACACAAUCGAGACAAGCUCCAAUGGUCUGUACAUCUCACAAAUCGAGCUGGUUUAGCCGGACGACGGUUUAAAUUGAUGUGCGCCGCGACUGGAUUUGAGCCAAAUUUAACGUGGUAUAAGAAUGACACCAUAAUUGAAUAUAAUGACCAUAUUAUUGACAUGAAUGAUUUGCACAGAGGUGCAUAUGGAUGCAUUUGGAUUAAUGAUUUGAACUCUGAAGAUGCUGGGUUGUAUAAAUGUGUAGCUUCAAACGGAUUUGAGCAAAUUGAAACUUGUUGUAUUCUGACGGUUGUUGAUCCCGGAAACUUAUCAAAUGAACGUGCCCCGUCGUUUGUACCACAUCGUACUAGAGAGAUAUUCGAUAAAACAAGUAAUAUACUAACUCUUGAACAUCUGAUAAGAGCGAAUCCUCCGCCUACAGUUACAUGGAUUAAAGGAUUGAUGCAAUUGGGAUUGUGGCCGGACCCUCACAUUCGUAUUUCACAACAUUUUGAUGAGAUUUCGGAGCAUACAGUUUGUGCACUUGUGUUCUAUGAUCCUAAUUAUAUGGAUUCAGGUGAAUAUGUUUGCACAGCAACGAACCCCCACGGAGAAGCUUCUGUACCGUAUGUACUAAAUUAUUCAAGCGAAGAAGAAUAUUUUGAAUGGUUAACUAAAAAGAGACCUUCUGCAAAGCUAGCUCGUGAACUAGAACUAGGAAUAAUAGUAGCGGAAGAUGCACCAACAUUUGACGUUGAUGAAAUUCUAGCACGCGUCCAUGAGCAAAUACAAGAUGCUGAUACUGAUGCUUCAGAUACCUCACAAGACCAAGAAUCUGAAAAAGCAAAAGAAUCAUCUAAUGGAGAAGAACACGAAAAAACAAUAGAGACUGCAAAACGUUCUAAACAUCCAAAAGUUUCCACUCUACCUAACGUUAUUGAAGUACCUGAGCUAGAAGAACCGACAGAUUCCUCAAAAAAUGAAGAGAAGAUUGAAGGAGAAAAAAUUACGCCUAGCCAGCCUACGGACAUAGUAACGCCUAACGAGGAAAAGCCAUUAGAUAAUUCGGCACGGGAAUCAGAUGUCCCUACCACAAGAAAGAAAAAACAGAUCGACUAUGACAUCGAGGAAUUAGAAAGAAGAAAGAAAUUUGACUUUGUAUCUCACAUGCCGAACCUAAGAGUGGAGCUCGGUAAAACUUUUAGACUUUUUGCUUAUGUUAGAUGUCCUGAAGAUAUUACGUCGGAGUGGAAGCGAAAUGGACGAGUGUUGAAUCAAAGCCUAAGAUUGACGAAUAUAACUACCCCUAAUGCGACAUGUAUUUUAGAGAUAGAGAAAUGUAAAUACAGAGAGGCAGGUGUAUAUAGUUGUGUCGCUAAAAGUAAAACGUAUGGAGAAAUAGAGCAAUCCUGUACAGUAACUAUAUACGAAACCCAAAUCAAAGGCGAGAAACCAGUUUUUACAAGAAAUAUGACAGAAACGUACAAUCCUAUCAAAGAAGAAUUAUAUCUGGAUUGUACAGUUCGGGGUGAUCCUGAACCAGAAACUAUAUGGAUCAUUCAUGGUACUUUUUUACAUAAAAAUAGUGGAUCCAAAUACUUUUUCAGAAAAUGGAAUGAUGGACGACAACAACUAACAAUAUUUCAACCUCGGAAGGAAGACAGCGGAAGAUAUGUUUGUCGUGCUAGGAAUGCAAUCGAUAAAACUGACAUGGUUCACUAUCUAAAUUGGAAAAACAGCGAUGAAGAAGUUAUCAAGGAGUUCGAGGAUGAACUGCACAAAAAAGCUGAAAAACCAAUAAGCAGUCGACAUUUGCGUCCCAAACAAUGUCAAUAUACACCGGAAGAUGAGUAUCUUCUUAAAUGGUCGGAAAGCAGGAACCAACAUGAACCGGAAUACAAUUACAGUUAUAAAUUGAAAUUUCUGACACGUCUUCAAGAUAAGAUAGUUCCGGAAGGAACCAACAUUAGAUUUACAUGUUACGUUGAUGGUAAAUAUCCCCUGUUUACAUGGUAUAAAGACGAUAUGCCUAUUAUACAGGGUCGUAAAUAUCGACAAAAGCAACGAAAGGAUGGUAAAGUUACUCUAGAAGUAGUGAAUGUUACUUCUGAAGACGCAGGAAUAUACAAGAUUGAAGCCAAAAAUUAUGCCGGGGCCAUUGUCUCAACUGCUGUAGUAACGGUUUACCAAAAUCCGUAUAUCAAGUUUGUGCCCCCAAUGUUCGCUAGUACAAUUCUAGAGACGUAUUCAUUACAUUCGGAUGAAAUCAUUCUCGAAUGUCGCGUUCGAGGUUCUCCACGUCCUAAUAUUGCCUGGAUCAAGGAUGGAGAGUAUUUGAUUCCUGGUGAUAAAUAUGAACAAUAUGAUCAUGCGGACGGAACAUGUAAGCUCAUCAUUACGAAGCCUGGCGAAGCAGACUCUGGCACAUACACGUGUGAGGCUGAAAGUGGCGGAUGUAGUGAUGCCAUCAGCCACAACGUACAAUUUGUUGGAAAGGAAAAAAUUAUGCUUGAGCGAACACACAGUUAUUAUCAUCGUAAUCCAAACCUACCUACCUUCUAUCAAUCUUUAGCAGAUUAUUCUAUUCCCUCGGGCGGUAAUAUAUGCUUGGUAGUGGAAGUACAGGGCAACUGUGAAGUACAGUGGUUCAAAGACAGGUAUGAAGUCAAAGGAAGGCCGCCCAAGUUCAGAUUUUACGGUGAUGGCACGGGUGUGCACGCGCUAUGCAUAGCAGCUGCUACAAUGGAUGCUUCCGGUCGAUAUACAUGUAGAGCAACUAAUGCUUUUGGCAAGACUGAAUCAUCUUCAAAUGUAGAUGUGAUCAAUCCAAACGCGAUAAAGGGAGCUAAACCACCAAUAUUUAUGGCUAGGCCUCAACCAGAAAUAAAAAUACGACAAGGACAAGAAAUCUCAAUGGCAUUCAAGAUCAUUGGAGAUCCCAAGCCGAAAAUACAAUGGAUGAAGGGAACGAAGGAUAUCACGAACGCAGCACGAACCGUAAAAGAGGUGCACGGCGAUUUUAUUCGGUUUUCAAUCAAGGAAGCAUUACCAACAGAUGAAGGAGCGUAUUUCAUUGUUGCCAGGAAUCGAUAUGGAAUUGAUCGUUGUUUCACGAAAAUUGCGGUUAAACAUCCAAAAGGCUACAAAAAAGAUACAGAUAUCGAAGAAACUGUUUCGGUGGUUAAAAAACCAGGCAAGGGAAGAGUAUAGUCUUCUCUGUUUAGAAGUUCUUUUCAUAUGUCGUUCGACUGAAGCUUUGAUUGGUAACGGAAUAUACUACGAGGAUAGCAACUGUCAUGUUGAAAUUGACGUGUAUAUGAAAAAUAAGUCUUGUAUAUGUAUUCUUUUUCUCAAGUGUGAAUAGUUUAAAAUGCAAAUCAGUUGUAUUGUGUGCGGCUAAAUUUGUUUAGAAAUAAAACAAUAAAUAGAAAAA